AACUUCUUGUGAACGCAACUACACAACUCUAGUUGUCAAUUAUUCUUUUGGUUAUAAUUAUUUUCACUCUGCACUCUGCAUACGAGUUCUUUAACCGCAACAUCACGUCAACAAAAAAACAACAAAAAGUGCCCCCACCUACCACUGCUCUGCUGUAGACGUUGAACUGGAAUAGUCAACUGCGAGAGAGAUUUCACAUCGUUUCGUUUCAUUUGCUUCAUUCAAUCAGUUCCGAGACUAGCUGUAACAAACAGCAUUCGCCGCAUGCUGAAUAAAAAAACACCGCUCCAACAACCACAACAACUACAGCAAAGACAACAAAUACGUUAUCGAUAUCAAGAUGAAUCCCUGCGCUGUGCCCACAGCCGUGCCCGAUGUUGACGGAGACAAGCGCUGGCUGAGUAUACAUCGUCGCUUCAUAUGCGAUUGCCGCGAAAAGGAUCCGGAUGUGAUAUUCCUGGGUGAUUGCAUAUUUGAAACGCUGCAGGACACGGACACCUGGAACCAAUUGUUUGCACCGCUGCACUGCCUCAACUUUAGCAUACGCGACGAUUGCACCGAGCAUGUUUUGUGGCGCAUCGAGAACGGCGCCCUCGACAAUGUGAAUCCCAAAAUUGUUGUGCUACACGUCGGCACCAACAAUGUGAGCAACAGUGCUGCCCAAGUUGCCGAAGGUUUGCUCGCCAAUGUGGCCAAGAUACGCGAAAAACUGCCAGGCGCCUACAUUCUGCUACCGUCGCUGCUUCCACGCGGUCAGCAACCGAAUUUGUUGCGUGACAAAAAUGCGGAGAUUAAUGAAUUGGUCAAGGAACAGACAAAGGGAUUGGAUCGUGUGCAAACGGUUGCCAUCGACAAGGGAUUAGUGCAAGGAGACGGCAGCAUUAGCCACCAUGAUAUGUUCGACUAUAAGAAUCUAACGAAUACCGGCGCCAAAAAAAUACUCGAACCAUUGCAUGAUUUGCUCUCACAAAUUCUCAAUGAAAACGAACUGGAACGCGAUCUCACUCCAUCUGAAUAAUAGUUUCCUCUCUCUCUUACACUCAAUUCAACGUAACUCAAUUCGCGAACUCAAGAAAGAUAAAGGAGACUAAUAAUAUUCACAAUCAAUGAAUCCAAAAAAGGAAAAACAACACAAAAAUCCAACACUCCAAA
Molecule: messenger RNA, 1152 nt
Organism: Drosophila nasuta
Lineage: Eukaryota; Metazoa; Arthropoda; Insecta; Diptera; Drosophilidae
Gene: Paf-AHalpha
Product: Platelet-activating factor acetylhydrolase alpha
Exons: 2
Coding region: 341-1018 (225 amino acids)
Source: RefSeq, a predicted model, not a curated record